Gossypium raimondii (Peruvian cotton) is the source of this 2517-nucleotide messenger RNA. Its product is annotated as dihydrolipoyllysine-residue acetyltransferase component 1 of pyruvate dehydrogenase complex, mitochondrial. Gene Ontology annotation, molecular function: acyltransferase activity. The record is from RefSeq and is a predicted model, not a curated record. NCBI's taxonomy places the organism in Eukaryota, Viridiplantae, Streptophyta, Magnoliopsida, Malvales, Malvaceae. Bases 184 to 2127 code for a protein of 647 amino acids. Gene Ontology annotation, biological process: pyruvate decarboxylation to acetyl-CoA. The transcript is spliced from 23 exons. Gene Ontology annotation, cellular component: pyruvate dehydrogenase complex; mitochondrion.
AUCUUUAAAAAAAUAAUAAAAAAAUUGUAUAGUCGGAAUCUGUAGGCGCUUUGGCGCAGCCAUUUUCGAUCUACCUUUCUUCUGAUCGAUCAGUCAAAACAUACACAUAAACACCAUAAAGAACCUCUUCAUUUUCCUCUUCUUUCUUUUAUGAAACUGUAAGUUAAAUAAAAUCGAAUCCUCAUGGCCCUUUCAAUGGCGGUUUCACGGCUUAGGAACCCAGUUCUCUCAAGAGCUCUCCCAUCUCUGUUGAGAGCUCGUUUUCUAUCUUCCUUCGCCUCACCCACACCACUUUCUCGCAGUUCAAAUGUGGAAAGGCCUUUCAAGGACUGGGAUGGAUCUUGCUUAAGCAGGUCCAAUGCUUUGUCCACCAUAAUUGGAGUAUACGGUAAUUCAUCAAAGUUCAAGGUUUUGCAGUUGCAGAUUGGAGUUCGCCAUUUCUCUUCUUCAGACCUUCCAGAGCAUACAGUGCUGGGGAUGCCUGCUUUGUCUCCAACAAUGAGCCAAGGUAACAUUGCAAAAUGGAAGAAGAAAGAAGGAGAUAAGAUUGAACCUGGUGAUAUACUGUGUGAAAUAGAGACAGAUAAAGCGACACUUGAGUUUGAAUGUCUUGAAGAAGGGUUUUUGGCCAAGAUACUAGUACCUGAAGGUUCAAAAGAUGUGCCUGUGGGGCAACCCAUUGCAGUAAUGGUUGAGGAUGAAGAAAAUAUCACGAAGAUCCCUUCUACACUUGGGGCUGGAUCGGAUGUUGAGGAAAAAACAGCUCAUCAGGAUGUCAGAAACUCCGAAAAGGAAGAGGAACCAAGUUCUACUAACAUCAAAGCAUCGGAUCUUCCUCCACACAUUGUUAUUGGAAUGCCAGCACUCUCUCCCACAAUGAAUCAGGGUAACAUUUUCAAGUGGACGAAAAAAGAAGGGGAGAAGAUAGAAGUGGGGGACAUUAUAUGUGAGAUUGAGACUGACAAAGCUACCCUUGAAUUUGAGAGCCUUGAAGAGGGCUACCUGGCAAAGAUACUGGCUCCUGAAGGUUCAAAGGAUGUGGCUGUGGGUCAACCUAUUGCAAUAACAGUUGAAGAUCCAGAUGAUAUCGAAGCUGUGAAGACUUCUGCUUCUGGUGAUUCAGCUGUCAAAAAGCAAGAACCAACACAGAAUGAAUCAAAAAGUGAAGUUAGAGAACAGAAGUCUGGUUUUACAAAGAUCAGUCCAUCGGCCAAGUUGCUUAUUUCGGAAUAUGGAUUAGAUGCAUCAUCAUUGAAGGCAUCAGGUCCUCAUGGUACUUUGCUUAAAGGGGAUGUUUUGGCUGCAAUUAAGUCUGGAAAAGGAUCUCCCAAAAUUUCUCCAUCUGAGAAGUCAAAACCAUCACCUCAAACCAGCUCUCAGAAAUCUCCUUCUGUGAGGCCUGAGUCAAAGGCUCCCCAGCAAUCAGAUUCUUUUGAAGACUUGCCCAAUACUCAAAUACGCAAGGUUAUUGCAAGGAGGUUAUUGGAAUCUAAACAGACUACACCACAUUUGUAUUUAUCUUCAGAUGUUGUACUGGAUCCUCUUCUUUCUUUUAGGAAGGAGCUUAAAGAGAAGCAUGAUAAUAAAGUUUCAGUCAAUGACAUUGUCAUAAAAGCGGUUGCAGUUGCUCUAAAAAAUGUACCUGAAGCUAAUGCUUAUUGGGAUGUUGAGAAAGGGGAAAUAAUUUUGUGUGAUUCUGUUGACAUAUCAAUUGCAGUUGCUACUGAGAAGGGGUUAAUGACCCCAAUUGUAAGGAAUGCCGACCAGAAAUCCAUUUCAUCGAUCUCCUCAGAGGUCAAGCAACUAGCGGAAAAGGCACGGGCUGGGAAGCUUUUACCAAAUGAAUUUCAAGGAGGAACAUUCAGCAUUUCAAAUCUGGGAAUGUUUCCCGUCGACCAGUUUUGUGCGAUUAUAAAUCCCCCACAGGCUGGUAUUCUCGCUGUUGGUAGAGGAAACAAAUUUGUCGAACCGGUGGUUGGAAGUGAUGGGAUCGAGAGGCCUGCAGUUGUGACAAAAAUGAACUUGACGUUAUCUGCUGAUCAUCGUGUAUUUGAUGGCAAAGUUGGAGGAGCAUUUGUAUCAGCAUUAAAAGCAAAUUUCAGUGAUAUUCGGAGGCUUCUUCUAUGAUUACAUUUUUGUUGUUGAGAUUCCAAGAUAUCAGCUGUGGUGCAGAGAUGUCUUUCAUAAAGCUUGCCAAUAAUUCUUCAAACUGAUCAUUUUUAUGUCCCGGAACUUCCAUUGUGCGACAGACAAAUCGUCGUGCAAUCCUGGUUAUCGAAAUUUUUUUACUUCAACUUAACGGGAACCAAAUCGUUUCUGAUGUAGAAUUUUGCAUUAUAUUUUCAGUUUACCAUUUUCUUCAGGGCUUUUUAUGCAAUUUCAUGUUUCCAUCUGAUAAAUAAAGAUGAUGUAUGAUGGGAAAAUGCAAAUACUGAAAUUUCCAAUGACAUUUCUCAUGUAUACAAUUCCUUUUCUUGGUGGUUUUAAUUGAGAUUCUGCCUACUGAAUUGACCUAUA